This is a messenger RNA of Durio zibethinus, 876 nucleotides long. NCBI's taxonomy places the organism in Eukaryota, Viridiplantae, Streptophyta, Magnoliopsida, Malvales, Malvaceae. The record is from RefSeq and is a predicted model, not a curated record.
UUUUAACCAACAUGUGGGAACAAAUUUUAGUUAUCGCUUUGAAGGUAGAUCCAAUCAUUCAAACUUUCCUGUGAAUCUUUAGCUUAUAUCAAUGCAAUGCAUGAUGUCGACUCCGAAAAACAGUAACUAUACUUUUGCAUUGGAAUUCUUGACGGUAGGAAAAUCAAGUUAAGGAACAUUUUUGUUCCUCAUUCCUGGAUGUAUAUACAUAGGUGAAGUAACAAAUUGAUUGCUUCAAUCUAUCAAAUAGAAAUUAGAAUACCAGUUUCAUGGUUCUUUGGCAAGACAUACAUACAUACGUUUAUAAGAGAGAGAGUACAGCCAGAAUGAUCAGAAACAAGAAACUUGACAGAAUGGCAAAGAAGUGGCAAAAAAUUACUAUCAUGAGGAAGGAAAGAAUUUCUUUACCAGGGACAUCUAAUGCAAAAGCUAUUGCAGGCAGCGUUGAUGAAUCAUCGGUGGCUGAAAAAGGUCAUUUUGUUAUCUACACCACAGAUCAGAUGCGCCAUGUUGUGUCCUUAUAUCUCAGCAAUAACAUAUUUGUUGAACUCUUAAAGCUGUCUGAGGAGGAAUUUGGUCUAUCAAGUCAUGAUCCUAUAAAGUUGCCUUGCGAUUCAGCCUUGCUGGAAUACAUAGUCUUCAUUGUCCAACAAGGCUUGGAUAAACACUUGGAGAAAGCUCUGCUUAGUUCCAUUUCUCCUGGUCGCUACUCCCUUUGCGCUUCUUUCCAUCAAGGACAGACGGGCCAACAUUCAUUUGUUUGUGGAUACUGAACAGAUCACAGUUGAAUCAUGUAAUGAUUGAAACUACCAUAGUGUAAUAUAGAAGUUGUACUCUAAAAUACUUAAAUUACAAUGGAAUGCAACAGCAAUAUUA